AUGGCGGCAGCCGUUCUUAGCGGGCCGUCUGCGGGCUCCGCGGCUGGGGUUCCCGGCGGGACCGGGGGUCUCUCGGCGGUCAACUCGGGCUCGCGUCUCCGCCUGCUUCUGCUGGAGAGCGUGUCGGGGUUGCUACAGCCGCGAGCUGGGUCCACCGUUUCUCCUGUGCACCCCCCAGUCCGCUCGGUCCCACAUUUGCCGGGGCUCAUGUGCCUAUUGCGGCUACAUGGGACGGUGGGCGGGGCCCAGAACCUUUCAGCUGUUGGCGCGUUGGUGGGUCUCAGUAAUGCACGUCUUGGUUCUAUCAAAACUCGGUUUGAGGGCCUGUGUCUGCUGUCCCUGCUGGUGGGGGAGAGCCCCACGGAGAUGUUCCAGCAGCAUUGUGUGUCCUGGCUUCGGAGCAUUCAGCAGGUCUUGCAGUCCCAGGACCCGCCCCCCACGAUGGAGCUGGCCGUGGCUGUGCUGGGGGACCUGCUCCGCUACGCGGCCCAGCUCCCCACACUCUUCCGGGACAUCUCCAUGAACCACCUCCCCGGCCUUCUCACCUCCCUGCUGGGCCUCAGACCGGAGAGUGAGCUCCCAGCACUGGAAGGAAUGAAGGCUUGUAUGACCUAUUUUCCUCGGGCGUGUGGGUCUCUCAAAGUAAGUGUUCAUGGGAACUCCUCUUCCCACUAA
Messenger RNA from Physeter macrocephalus (sperm whale), 675 nucleotides. Its product is annotated as proline-, glutamic acid- and leucine-rich protein 1-like. NCBI's taxonomy places the organism in Eukaryota, Metazoa, Chordata, Mammalia, Artiodactyla, Physeteridae. The coding region runs from base 1 to 675 and encodes 224 amino acids. Gene Ontology annotation, cellular component: nucleus. Gene Ontology annotation, biological process: rRNA processing. The record is from RefSeq and is a predicted model, not a curated record. The transcript has 5 exons.